This is a messenger RNA of Octodon degus (degu), 1041 nucleotides long. It is a transcript of the gene Tatdn1, whose product is annotated as TatD DNase domain containing 1. Gene Ontology annotation, cellular component: cytosol. Gene Ontology annotation, molecular function: 3'-5'-DNA exonuclease activity. Bases 22 to 909 code for a protein of 295 amino acids. The transcript has 12 exons. NCBI's taxonomy places the organism in Eukaryota, Metazoa, Chordata, Mammalia, Rodentia, Octodontidae. The record is from RefSeq and is a predicted model, not a curated record.
GGAGGAGCCGGCGCUGCAGCCAUGAGUCGCUACAAGUUCGUCGAUAUUGGUAUCAACCUGACAGAUCCUAUGUUCAGAGGAAUUUAUAGAGGGGUUCAGAAGCAUCAGGAUGACUUGCAGGAGGUGAUCGAGAGAGCCGUCCAGGUUGGUGUGAAAAAGUUCAUGAUCACAGGAGGAGAUCUACAAGACAGUAAAGAGGCUCUACAGUUGGCGCAAACAAAAGAUAUGUUUUUCAGCACCGUUGGUUGCCACCCUACCAGAUGCGGUGAAUUUGAAAAGAAUAAUCCUGAUCUUUACCUAGAGGAGCUGCUGCUUCUUGCUGAAAACAAUAAGGGGAAAGUUGUGGCAGUCGGGGAGUGUGGCCUCGAUUUUGACCGGCUACAGUUUUGCCCCAAAGAUGUUCAGCUGAAAUAUUUUGAAAAACAAUUUGAACUGUCAGAACAAACAAAAUUACCAAUGUUUCUUCAUUGUCGAAACUCACAUGAUGAAUUUUUGGAUAUAAUGAAAAGAAACAGAGAUCGUUGUGUAGGUGGAGUGGUACACUCCUUUGAUGGCACCAAGGAAGCAGCAGCUGCUUUGACCGACUUGGAUCUUUAUAUAGGGUUUAAUGGUUGCUCACUGAAAACUGAGGCAAAUUUGGAAGUUUUGAAGUCAAUACCUAGUGAAAAAUUAAUGAUUGAGACUGAUGCACCUUGGUGUGGAGUUAAAAGUACACAUGCUGGAGCAAAAUAUGUAAAAACCUCAUUUCCUACCAAGAAGAAGUGGGAAAACGGACACUGUUUAAAAGACAGAAAUGAACCCUGCCAUAUAAUUCAAAUACUGGAGAUAAUGGCAGCAGUAAGAGACGAAGAUCCACUGGAACUAGCCAAUACACUAUAUAACAACACCAUUAAGAUGUUUUUUUCCUAAUAUUUAAUUGGCAUAUUCCAUCAUGUAUCAAAAACUGCAUGGCAAAAAUGUACUGUAAAUUUCAAUAAAGAAAAUUAUCUGAAAGCUGUCUGAAAAGGAAUCACUACACAUCAUCCACCCUUUAUUUGUAUA